AUGGUCAACUCAACAAGUCAGGCUCUUCUUCCGGCCGACCAGGCCAGGAACAUGGCCUUUGACAAGAUCUUGCACAAAAACUCGUCGACAUCUCAGGGUGGUCUUCGUGCCAUGAUCAACAAAGACAACGAAGCACACAAAGCUGCCGUCGUUGAAUACUUUCAACACUGGGAUGACAAAAAAGCCGAAGACGAGACUGAAGACGUUCGACAAUCCCGAGUCAUUGACUAUGCUAGUUUGACAAGACAGUAUGGAAGCAUCUCUGUUUACGUCUUCUUCUAUUCUGGGUGGCAGGUUACUAACUCGGGACACACUGGCAGAUACUACAACUUGGCGACCGACCUAUACGAAUAUGGCUGGGGUGAGGCAUUUCACUUUUGUAGAUUUGCUUAUGGAGAGACCUUCAAGUCAGCCGUGAACCGACACGAACAUUAUCUGGCAAGCAGCAUUGGCAUCAAGCCUGGAAUGCGGGUGCUGGAUGUCGGAUGUGGUGUUGGCGGACCGGCACGAGAAAUCGUCAAGUUCACAGGAUGCCACGUCACCGGCUUAAACAUCAACUCCUACCAAAUCAGCCGAGCCAAGCAGUAUGCUGUAAAAGAAGGGCUUACCCAUAAGCUGGAUUUUGUUCAAGGAGAUUUCAUGAAUUUGCCAUUCCCCGACGACUCGUUCGAUGCCGUAUACGUAAUCGAAGCCACCGUCCACGCACCGUCGCUGGAGAGUGCCUACAGAGAAAUCUUCCGUGUCCUCAAGCCAGGAGGCGUCUUUGGCGUCUAUGAAUGGUUCAUGACAGACGCCUACAACAACGAUGACAUGACCCAUCGCCAAAUCCGUCUCAACAUUGAGCAAGGCGACGGCAUUGCCCAGAUGCUCAAAGUCGAAGACGGCCUCGCCGCCAUCCAGGCCGCAGGCUUCACGCUUGAAACCCACUACGACCUCGCUGAGGACGACAGCAACGAUACAAGUGUUGCUCCGUGGUAUUGGCCUCUGGGAACAGAUCUUCGCUAUGCUCAGACGCUUUUGGACGUGCUGACAGUCUUGAGGAUGAACCGGUUCGGCAGGGAGGUAUCUCAUGCUUUCAUUUCUUUGCUAGAGCUGCUCCAGAUUGCUCCGGCAGGGACCAGAAAGACGGCUCAGAGUCUUGGAAAGGCGGCUGAUGCGUUGGUUGAGGGAGGGAAGAAGAAGUUGUUUACGCCGAUGUAUCUCAUGGUUGGCCGCAAGCCUGAAUUUUAA
Messenger RNA from Trichoderma aggressivum f. europaeum, 1230 nucleotides. RefSeq lists its product as uncharacterized. Gene Ontology annotation, biological process: ergosterol biosynthetic process. The coding region runs from base 1 to 1230 and encodes 409 amino acids. Gene Ontology annotation, cellular component: endoplasmic reticulum. The record is from RefSeq and is a predicted model, not a curated record. NCBI's taxonomy places the organism in Eukaryota, Fungi, Ascomycota, Sordariomycetes, Hypocreales, Hypocreaceae. The transcript has 2 exons. Gene Ontology annotation, molecular function: sterol 24-C-methyltransferase activity.